Trypanosoma conorhini is the source of this 885-nucleotide messenger RNA. RefSeq lists its product as uncharacterized. The transcript has a single exon. The record is from RefSeq and is a predicted model, not a curated record. NCBI's taxonomy places the organism in Eukaryota, Euglenozoa, Kinetoplastea, Trypanosomatida, Trypanosomatidae. Bases 1 to 885 code for a protein of 294 amino acids.
AUGUCCAACACCACCCACACUGACCUUGACGCAGAACAUGUGGUGGUCCUUGUGUCCUUCCAAACGGCUCUAUUUGUGGAGGGGUCGGCGUACACGGUGGAGGUUGGGCACUGCGUCCCCGUCGAGGGGUACUUCGUGGUUGUCGCCAAUCCCUGGGGACCAAGGGCGACGCGCGAAGUGAUGUACGAGAAGGGGUUUGUCCAUUCCCCGUCCUCCGGACUCUUUACAGGCAUAAAAAACUGGAUGAAGAGACUGACGGAUCGCCUUGCGUUAAAGCAUGGAGUUUCGCCGACGCUGCGAAGGCAGGAUAUAGAGGCAUUACCAGCAAAACUUCAUGUGUUGAGGGCCAUGCGGGCUUUUGAAGAGGCUAUGUGGAAGAAGAAGGAUGGCUCUAUGAUUUUCGUCAAGAAUGAAACGGAUCCGUUAUUUUUUGAGUUGGAAUGCGUCUUCGAUGCUGUGCAGCGUGUCAAAAGAAGAAACACCCCCAAUGAGACGAAAGGCACAACUGUUUUUGUGACACUCCGAGAGCGGCUCGAUAGUGUACAUGCCGCACUGCGGUGGUUUCGCAGUGAACUCGCCCGGUUGCCUCCGUACGCGGUUGUCGCGAUGGAGGAUCUCAUUCCUGCCUCGGGGGAAUUAAUUGAAUUUAGUGCCGAGGCUGUGCGGUCCCUUGAUUCCAAUCGGUGUGCCGUGCAUCCCACUGACCAGAAAAACCGCUCUGGGCUUCCGUUCGACUGCUGCCGUGAAGAUGUUUGUCUGCUUCGACUCGUACAGGAGCACCUCGCCGACCACCUUGAAGGGCUCGAUGCCGACGGUGUGCCUAUGCUAGUUGUCCCACCCAGGGUUUGUGAAGCGGACGGUGAUGAUUUAGGUGACUCUGGGUGA